Rotaria sp. Silwood1 is the source of this 1539-nucleotide messenger RNA. The record is from the annotation of a GenBank genome assembly. NCBI's taxonomy places the organism in Eukaryota, Metazoa, Rotifera, Eurotatoria, Philodinida, Philodinidae.
AUGUUACUAGGUGAUACAUCUGAACGGCAAAAAAAACAACAAAAAGAACAAUUAUUACAAAAUACACCACGUCGUCCAAUAUCAAAUGAUAGUACUCAAUCAAUGGAUAAUGCUUAUUCUCUUGAACAUUUAUUUAUAGCAUUACGUCGUCGAAUACGUCGUAUAGUUCAAACAUAUAAUAUUAAAGCAUUUUAUGAUGCAUUAAAAAUUUGUGCACGUAUUUUUCAAUCAUAUGCAAGUUAUAAUUUAAAUACAAUCGAUGAAUUUGCUCGUCGUCUUAGUAAAAAUGCACGUGAUAAUAAAAAAGUUUUAACAAUAAUUGAUCAAUUUCGUCUUCAAUUAGCUGAACUUCGUCAUUGUCAUUCAACAUUUGAAGCUGAAUUAUUAGUUACAACAUUAGCUAUUGAUUUUCAUGAAGAUGAAUCCGAACAUCAACAUCAACAACAACAACAACCAACAGAUUUACCAUUAUCAACAGGAAAAUUUUCUCCACGAAGUCGUGUAUCAAAAUUUCGUGUUCGACAUAUACGACAAGCAACAGAACUUAAAACACAACUAAAACGAACAAAUGAACAAUUACAAGUCUUAUUACUUGAUGAAUUUUAUGCUAAUGUAUCAAAUUUAUGGGAUGAAAGUGAUAAAUAUAUAUCAACAUCAAUACCAUUUCAUGAUCAUCAUAUGACAUAUGUACUUCGUCUUAUACCUGAUAUUGUGUUAAAAUUUGAAUAUGCAUUACAAUUAUGUACAAAAUUAUUUGAUCUUGAAACAACAAUGAUUGAAAGUUAUCCACAAACAAAUCGUUAUAUUGAUAAUAAUCAUAAUACUACUACUACUAAUAAUAAUAAUAAUAAUAAUACAAACAAUAAUAAUAUUAAUAUAAAAACUUUCAAUGACUCAACAUCUGUUACAAUGCUACCUAUAACUCCUUAUUUGGAUAAUAAUCAACAGCAAGAACAAGAGGAAAUACCUGUAGAAGAUGAUUAUCAAAAAAUGAAAUCAAAUAAAAAUAAUAAAAGACCAUCAGCAUUUUUUUCAGCUGAUGUAACAAGUGCUUCAUCUAAUUCAUCAAAUAUUAAAUUAUCACAUCCAAUAAAAAGUCCAAUAAUUUCAAUGCAUCGUGAAGAACCAUUAGAUAUAAUAAGUCAACAUGAUGAUAAUCCAAUAUUUCCUCCAUUAUUUACUUCAUCUGAAAAAUCUUUAGAUUAUAAAAAUGAUCAAAAUAAACUUCAAUUACUUAUUGAACAACUUGAAAAACGUUUAAUUGAUGAAGAAUUAUAUCGUAAACGUCUUCUUAAUUGUGUUAAAUUAACAACUAAAAAAUCUGAACAAUUAAAUCAUUUUCCAAAAAAUAAUAUGUUAACAUUUGUUAUGUCUGAUGAACCAGGGGUUGUUGAAUAUCAAAAAGGUCUUUGUUUAAGUGAUUGUCAAAUUCAUAAAAGUGUUUCUGAUGAAUUAAAUAUUGCUAUUAGAGAAAUACAACAUCGUAUUGAUUGGAUUAAUAUGGUUCGACAACGAGCUCUUCAAUGUCUUGGUGAAUAG